Molecule: messenger RNA, 660 nt
Organism: Cyclocybe aegerita
Lineage: Eukaryota; Fungi; Basidiomycota; Agaricomycetes; Agaricales; Hemipholiotaceae
Source: the annotation of a GenBank genome assembly
AUGUACAAGUUCAUUACUUCUGCUGUGACCUUCCUCACAUGCGCUCUUGCUGUCGCGGCUGUUCCUCAAAGGCCCGGGGGCGCCCUUCCUGACCUCCCCGUCAUCACUGACCCUCCCCCGGGCUUCAACAUUACUAGCCUCGGUGUCAACGGCUCGGGAUGCCCCCCGGGUUCGACCUACUAUGUCUUGAGCGUUGACAAGACUGCGGUCACCGUCACUUUCUCUCAGUACUACGCCGAAGUUGGACCCGGCAUCCCGAUCAGUGCCAACCGCAAGAAUUGCCAGCUUACCUUCGGAGUUCAGGUUCCGGGAGGAUUCUCCUUCGGUGUGGCCACUGUUGACUACCGUGGAUACUACCAACUCGACAACAAGGUGACUGCUGCCCAGCAGUCCAUCUACUAUUUCCAAGGACAAAUCCAGCAAGCCACCGCCCGCUCUGACCUUGCUGGCCCCGUCUCCGGCGCCGAUUACACCUACCGCGAUAGCUUCGAUCUCGUCGCGACCGUUCAAAGCCCUUGCGGAGCCGCGACUGUUCUCAACAUUCAGAGCGACCUUCGCGCCAACAAUGCGGGGAACACCAAGGGAAGCGGCUAUAUUGCCACCGAUUCGAUCGACACUGCGCUUAAACAGACCUUCGGAUUCCAGUGGCAGAAGUGCUAG